Phlebotomus argentipes is the source of this 1752-nucleotide messenger RNA. It is a transcript of the gene swi2, whose product is annotated as protein singed wings 2. Lineage: Eukaryota; Metazoa; Arthropoda; Insecta; Diptera; Psychodidae. The record is from RefSeq and is a predicted model, not a curated record. Gene Ontology annotation, molecular function: protein binding. The transcript is spliced from 4 exons. The coding region runs from base 169 to 1683 and encodes 504 amino acids.
ACAACCCGAGAGCCCGACGGCUCAGAAGUCCUUCGAUUAGGCUCAUCAACACUAGCGAAUUCGCCACAGUACAAGCUUCUAUCUGGUGAAAUUUGCCUUCAUUCAACUCCACUUCGCCUGCGGAGCGCGGAAAAUCCAUCGCAAUGAGGUGACGUUAUCAUUAUUAUCAUGUCUGUUGGCGCGAAGAUUGACUCUGCGCCGUAUUUACGCACCUUCGCCACGUUUCUGGCCACCGAACGCGCCAGUAGAUCAACGACAAUCCGAGAUGCUGGGCCUGUGAAGAGCAUCUCGCCAUCCGUCAUGUGGUUUCGUGAAAUAAUCUUCACUAUUAUCUCUGUGGAUUUUGCAUUGAGCUUAAAUCAAUUCUACUCCUGUGACGAAUGGAUCGCGCUGAACAAUCACACGAGUUCGCAGAGCAAUUGCUCACUUUACGGCAUCUCGGCGUACUGCACGGGAAAUCUCGAGGGGAUCAACGACAUCCGGAUGAAGAUGGUGGAGAACAUGUGGAUCUGCCGCUUCCCCAACAAGACCUUCGAUCCCUUCCACAUCCUGCGCCACAUGACGCAGCUGCGCAAGCUCCGGAUCAACUACAGCAACUUCACGCACUUCAGCAACGACUUUCCCGAGCUCAAGCACCUGGAAGUCGUCAAUGUGACCAACACGGCGAUGGCCUACACCCGUCCUACGCUCUUCCGCAAGCUGCCCGCGCUCAGAUACUUGGACUUGAGGGGAAACUGUCUGGACCACAUGGAAGGACCGCUGAUCCUGAACAGUGGAUUCAAGAAAAUGUAUCUUUCAGGAAACAAGUGGAAUUGCACGCGGAACAUGAAGUGGCUUCUGACGUACGAUGAAAACGGGCGCGGAAAGCGCGUGGCGGACAAGGACAUGAUGCGCUGCGUGGACUUCAAGUACUCCGGACGGCCUCUGCUGGCCGUGAUGGACUUCAAGAUGCAGAUGCGCACGCAGUGCAGCCACCCGGACAUCCUGAACUGCUCCUGCGUCCUUCACUACAUCCGCCCAAGCGACGACGGCGAGUACUUGAUCCCGAUGGUCACGGUGAACUGCAGCCAUCGCGGCUUCCAGGACCUGCCCGACUUCCUGCCCAAGAACACCACAAUCCUGCACAUGACGCACAAUCGGAUCAGCAGCGUGGAAGUGCUGCGCAAGAAUCCGAUCUACCUGGAAGUUCACGAUCUCUUCCUGGACUACAACCAGAUCGAGUCCAUUGACUUCCUGGAGGCGUCGCGAUGGCUGAACAACUUCCGCGUGUUCAGCCUGCGCGGCAACCGACUGACCAAGUUCUCCAGCCACAUCCUGGACAAUGCGCUGGAGCGGAAUCACCAGGCGAUCAAGCUGCACCUGAGCGAGAAUCCCUGGCGCUGCGACUGCCUGUUCACGCCGCACUUCCAGGAGCUGCUAAUGAAGUACCACACGAUCAUCAAGGACUUCAGCAACAUCACGUGCAAGUACAUCGAGGGCGACGGCAACUUCCGCACGUCCGUGAUCACGCUCAAUCGCGGCGACGUGUGCAAGCUGCCGUCCGAGUACAGAGUGCAGCCCAUCGAGCUGCUCAACGGCAUCCUGGCCUUCCUCAUCGUCCUGAUCCUGGGCAAGCUCGCCUUCGACUACUACCACUACCGGCGCUACGGCCGCGUGCCCUGGAUCGUCACGAAGCUGCCGUGAGAGGCUCGAAAAAGAGGCAUUUUAGCGCCUUUUUUGCACUGACUGUUGAUCAUUAGAUAAUUCGAAUGG